Molecule: messenger RNA, 633 nt
Organism: Linum trigynum
Lineage: Eukaryota; Viridiplantae; Streptophyta; Magnoliopsida; Malpighiales; Linaceae
Source: the annotation of a GenBank genome assembly
AUGGGAGACUUAAUUGUUGUUACCAUACCUUGUACAGCUAGACCAGCGGAACCUCCAACCAGGAAACAAACCAGGGUAAUUGAAUUAAUCCACUCAAGGUCGAGCACACUCUCGUUGUGGCGUCGCCUUAUUGAGAUCAAAUUCCCCAAUCCAACUUCGUCUUGGAGAGCUGGUGCACGCAGUGGCCCUAUUGGUUGUUCUGUUUGGAUGGGUAUCAUGAAGCUUGAAGCGGAUUUCUGGAAGUUGGCACACAUUACUCCUAGUGGAGGUGCAUGGGUUUCCUUCUGGAAUGACUGCUGGCUACCUGGAACAGUUCUCAGAGAUCCUUAUCCUAGAGUUGCAGCCGCCUCCACGAACCAAGAUGCUUGGGUGUCCAACGUGAUAUCCUUUAAUAAUGAGAGUGUGGGGUGGGAUUUGUCGUUAUCUAUUUGCUUGAGGGGAGGGGCUGAGCGUGAGAGAACUGAUCUUAUUAAUAAAUUAUCUCUUCUACCUUAUGGUUCAAUUUCUAUAGGGCCUGCUAAGCUCAUUUGGAGACCAAGUGUGCGGGGUGGUUUCACAGUGAAAUCCAAGUACACUGCCCUCAACAAAGCGAAAUAUGCCAGUGUUGAUGAUUUCUCGGGCGCGGUGGUGUAG